GGAAGAGAAAGAGACAAUCACUAAUCUGUGCUCAUGGGUUGGACAGCUACAGUCUGCCGGUAUUGACAGCACUGUUUUACGCUCUCUGCUGCCGUGGAUUAUCUGUGUUGGGUUUUUGGAGCAUUCGGAUGGCUAAUUUUAAAGUGAAAGGGAUUCCCACCACUGGGCAAAAUCCAAGAGUGUGUCCUGGAACAGAGUGAGGAGAGGAGGAGGGAAGAUAGCAGCAGUUUCCCCCCUCAUCUUUGCCUCUGCAGGCGUUUCUUCUUUGAAAGAAUGGGGGCAGGAGCUCUGACCAUCUGUCACAACAAGACAGCGGUGCAUGUUAAAGAAGACAUUAAGAAGAUGGUCCAGAUACCCAUACGGCAACCCAGGACAGUGACAGCCAAGCACACCAAGCUGUUUGGAGUGUCCUUGUUUGAGCUGCAGGAGAAGGGCCUGGUGGAGGAUGGUGUGCCUCUGGUGUUGCGGAGGAUGGUGGAGCAUCUCUGCAAGCAUGCCUUGCAUCAGGAGGGUCUGUUCAGAGUGAAUGGAAAUGUGCGUGCUGUGGAGACCCUGAAACAGCGGCUGGAGAGUGGAGAGGAAGUGGACCUUCUCUCAGAAUCUGAUUUGUGUACGGUUGCCAGCUUGCUCAAACGGUACCUCAGGGACCUGCCAGUGGGUCUGGUAGACUCAACAGUCCAACAGGCACUGAUACAACACCACCAAGAGUGCGGUGAUGAUGUCUCUUGGUCAGAUAUGAGACACCUGCUCCAGCAGCUUCCUGACGUCCACCACAGCCUCCUCCGCUACCUCUGCCACUUCCUCACCCAUGUGGAGUGCAACCACGAAGAAAACCGUAUGACUGCCUUCAACCUCGCCACUGUGUUUGGACCCAGUGUCUUCCAAGUGGCUCCUGGUUUCGAAGCAAUGAAGGACCAGACUAUCUGUAACAAGAUCAUGAUCAAGUUCAUCCAGAACUACAGCAAUAUAUUUGAGAGUGCCAGACACGAAGAAGGCUGCACAGAAGACCUGCCAGCCCUUGUUACUGUAAAGGAGGCGCAUGUGACUGAUGCAGACAAAAAGAAGUCACGCACCCACCUUAAUGCAAACACACCGACACCAGCUCCCAGAACAAAGGCUGGACAAAAGAAAACACCAGAAAAUGCAGAACUUGUGAACAAAUCCUCCACUAACACUCCAAAGGCGAGGCAGAGGAAAAAGAAGGUGAGGAAAGGAAAGAGUGACGGCAUGACUCACCCCCCUCAGCCCAGCUGCUCUGCUGGCUUGCCCCAUGCAAGGUCCCUCUCCAUACCAAUAAUUUUGCCCCUGACCUCAGCGCUGAGAAGCCCCUGUCCAGAGCCAAUGGAGACAGCUUGCCAAGACACCCCAGACACUUCCUCGCCACUCAGCCACCUUGAUGUCAGCCCCUCUGGGAGCAUGGAGGCAGUCAGCAGCUUCCAAGAAGAAGACAGGCCAAUAUCUCCUUUCUACUUAAGUAACCUCCUCUCCCCUGUCCACUGCAGACCAGAUGUGGUAGAUUUUUUGGACAGGACGAUUCAUUCAGCAGUGGAGCAGCACCUCUUCGAUGUAAACCCUGUAGGGGAUCAAAGUUCAGAGGACUCUGAGUUAAUCCCAUGGCCAUCAUCUCCAAUGGCCACGCCAACUGCCCGACAGAGACGUCGACACCAGAGAGAGCAACAGGAGGAGGGACUGAGACACAAAGAAAGAAACAGAGCUGCAUCCGUCCGAGCAGACACCAACAAAGAGAACAUCCCAUCGAGCAGUUUGGGCAACGUGGGGGAGGACAAGGCAAAGUCACAGGGAGGCCAGAGUGGUCACGCCGAGCGAACCCCCAAACCCUCGAAACACAGCCCGACACUGGUACAGCUCACAGGCAACCAGGAAGCCCACGCAUUCAAGGAAUGUGUUGGUGAGAGACCCGGAGGGAACCACAUGGAGACAUUUCAGAAAGGGACUGACAUUUCAAGAAAAGAUGGCCUUCUUUCUCCUCCACAGACGUUAAGGAUGAAGAUCCAGGAGUCACCCGUCACUUGUGACACGGGCAGGGUCGGCGGCGUAGAGGUGCGAGGCUCGGACUCAGACUGCGAGAGCUGUGAGGACGUGCCCCAGCUGGACCUGACAGCACUUACUGAGGAAAACAACUGGGGAGAUUCUCCGUUCUUUAACACCCCUUUCCUUGAUUUCAAAACCUUUUUUUAUUCAAGUUGUUUUGAUGAACCAGUCCCAGCGUACUCGCCCCUGCAGAGGGAGAGCAUGGACCGCGAAGAAGCCCGACUGUCCCCUCACGCCGGGGGACGUCUCAUCCGCCAGCUGCUGGAGGAGGACAGCGACCCGAUGCUGUCCCCGCGCUUCUACGCCUACGGACAGAGCCAGCAGUACCUGGACGACACUGAAGUGCCUCCCUCACCACCAAACGCACACUCAUUUGUCAGUCGCAGGCGGAGUUCGUCUCUUGGCUCCUGCGACGAUGAGAGGGAGGAGUUGACGUCCGCCCAGCUCACAAAGAGGAUCCACGUACUGAAGAAGAAGAUCCACCGGUUUGAGGAGAGGUUUGAAGAGGAGCGGAAAUACAGGCCCUCCCACAGUGAUAAAGCUGGAAACCCAGAAGUGCUGAGAUGGGUUAAUGAACUGGCCAAGCUUCGUAAAGAGCUGAAAGAAAACAAGCUGAUGAAGUCUGAAGAGGACCUGCCGCCUCUGACCCGCCAGCGCAGCAACACGCUGCCCAAAAGCUUCGGCUCUCAGCUGGAGAAGAAACCCCAGCAGGAGAAAGUGCCGAAGCCUCCGGUGGAAAGCAGCCUGGAGGCCAUUUUGAAGAAGCUGCAGGAGAAGAGGGAGGAGGUGAACCGCCCCGAGGACAUCAAGGAUAUGACACGGGAGCAGAUCGGAGCAGAGAAAGUCGCCCUGCAGAAAGCUCUCCUCUACUACGAGAGCAUACAUGGUCGACCAGUCUCCAAAGGCGAGAGGCAAAUCAUGAAGCCCCUGUAUGACAGAUAUCGCCUGGUGAAGCAGAUCCUGUGCAGAGCCUCCACCAUCCCCAUCAUUGGCUCUCCCUCCAGCAAGCGCCGAGGUCCCCUCCUUCAGCCCAUUAUCGAGGGCGAAACCGCACUUUUCUUCGAUGAUAUCAAGGAGGAAGAGGACGGCUCGGAGGACGACGGAGACUCAAAGACACAGUUCACCCUGACCGUCCGACCCGACCUCAGCGUGCUCGGCUUCCUGGACCACAUGGAGGAAGAAGGGGACGGUUUUAUUUCACCCGUGGACGAACUUUCACCUUCUAAGACCAUGACGGACAUGAGGCUGUCCAAUCUGCACUCCGCCACUAAGGAGGAACUCGUGGAGCAACUCCAAGAAACCCGAGAGGAGAAAAUAAGACUCCGCAAGAAUCUGAAAGAGUUUGAGGAUCAGUUCUUUAGACAAAAUGGAAGAAAUGUGCAGAAGGAGGACCGCUCCCCGCUGGCAGUCGAGUACAACGAAUACAAGCACGUGAAAGCCAAACUGCGGCUGCUGGAAGUCCUCAUCAGCAAAAGAGACUCGACUAAAUGAAUCUGAGAGAACAAUAAAAUACUGUAAAAAGGACGUUUAGAGACCCAGUCAAACAGCAUCUCACCCUGCUGAAGAAAAGAUCCGAUUUCUCCUUCUCACUGCCAUCUGUGCCGCUCGUGUUUCAGGCUCGGGUGAAAACUGUUCGUCGUCUGUUGAUCCGUUCUGUCGAGCUCAGCCGGGCGUUUCCUCUGCCGCCCGCAGAGCGCCGCCGACUCACCGCUGCUUCAAAGCGACAGUGUCAACCUGCUUCACUUGAGAAAUUCCCUUCCAACAAAAACCUCACCUUCGUAAGAGGAUGUUUCUCCAGGCACACUCAAAAUAACCUGAAUCGCACUCUUAUUGCUGAUAAUUUAUUUCUAUCCUUUUGAAUGUUUUUAUCAGAAGCUAUUUUUCUCACGCUUUACUGUAGAAGUCUUAAAAAGAAAAACCUUGUAAGUAAAAUAAUAGAUGUAAAAUGAUUGCUCUUUUUAAAGAAGGAUUUUUGCGAUCAAGAUGUAUGUGUAUUUUUGUAAGGGAGACAUUAGUAUUUGUAUAACUUCAAUCCGCUUAACAGUAUUCAUUUAAUGAAUAGUUUCUCUGUUUCAGUUCUGACAUCAUAUAAUAUCUGAAAUAAUCUUUUAUUGCUUCUCUAGAAGUUAAGUUGAGUAUUUGCUCAUUAAAAUAAGUGUUUAUUUUUAUUUUAAUACAACCCAAAGACAGUGACUCAGAGUACAAACUGCGAACCAAAAUAGCUCAUAUUCUUAAAAACAGCUUCUUUUUGUGAUCACUGGUCCUUAAGCAUCUGACUGUAUAUUUUAUGCAUUGACGUGUUUCUUUCCCCAUUUACUUCCUGUCAGAUAAGCUAUUUCUCGUCUUGAAAUCACUUGUAUGUUUUUGCUCACAUUGGUAAACAUAAACAAACGUUUGUGUGACGACUCUGGAGGACAGAAACCGCAUUAGUCGGUGUUUCCUUCUUGUCCUUCCCAGAGCUCGUUUGGUUCUUUUGUAAAUAUGGAUCAUUGUGUUUUAUGUUUACAUUUCUGUGAGCGAGUACAUUUUUCCUUCCUUUCUCCAAAAUGGAUGAUUUAUCAGUGUGAAUUUCGUUUUUACUGAAUGUAAACACUGGCCAGGCUUAACGAAUUUUGAGUAUGUACAUUUUAGUACAUAAAUUGUAUUUGUAUGUUGUAUAUAAUAUGAAUGAAAUCAUAUUUUUACUGAG
Molecule: messenger RNA, 4741 nt
Organism: Perca flavescens (yellow perch)
Lineage: Eukaryota; Metazoa; Chordata; Actinopteri; Perciformes; Percidae
Gene: fam13a
Product: family with sequence similarity 13 member A
Exons: 26
Coding region: 274-3543 (1089 amino acids)
Biological process (GO): signal transduction
Source: RefSeq, a predicted model, not a curated record